Messenger RNA from Danaus plexippus (monarch butterfly), 1027 nucleotides. RefSeq lists its product as uncharacterized. The record is from RefSeq and is a predicted model, not a curated record. The coding region runs from base 72 to 815 and encodes 247 amino acids. The transcript has a single exon. NCBI's taxonomy places the organism in Eukaryota, Metazoa, Arthropoda, Insecta, Lepidoptera, Nymphalidae.
UUGUUAUUUAUCAGUUCUUUGUGAGUGUCAAACAAGCAAUAGAUAUAUAUUAAAUAAAGAAGUCUGAAAAAAUGAGUUUCCCACCACCAGGACCUCCUCCGCCACCAUACUAUGGACCUCCAGGAUGGCAUCCACCGCCUCCACAUCACAAGCCGAAUCAUCCCUAUCCUCAUCAACCCCCCGGCCAGCUGUCAGGUCACGGUCCAAUUCCAUAUCCUUACUAUGUGCCUGGUGCUGUUAUGAUGCCAGUGCCAAUAAUGCCACAUCCGCCAGAAGGUCAACCCACGUACAUAACGAAUAUCAUUUAUCAAGGAGAGUCUUCCAACCAGCAGACUUCUGAAGUCCAAAUAUCUGAAAGUGAAGGAGAUUUCAAUUGGGUUCCGUCGACUGCGACCACUGCUAGCUCACUGGCAGGAAAAGCUGUAAUAGGAGGGCACGAAGGCUGGGACGGAAGUCCAUUGUGGGUCAUCAGAGCUUGGCACAAUGGGGAUCAGAUUCCCGGCAAAUUAUCAGUGAGACACAACGCUGCGUCGGUCAUGUAUAACGGAAAAGAAAUUCCCGUUCAGAAUAUCGAAGUUUUGUGCGCGAAGCCCGAUAAUCUGCGGUGGGUGCCGUCAUCCAAUGGAUCGGUUCCAUCCUCAGCUAUUCCUGGAGGGAAAACUUCUAGCGGGGAAACGCUCUACGUCGGAAGAGCAAGACAUCAGUUGUCCAUAACGCCAGGAAAGGUUCAUCCUAGUCACAAAGCAUGUUACAUAGGUUUUGGUGGUGCCGAGGUGGCACAUACUUUAUAUGAUGUUCUCUGCAGAAUAAGUUAAUAUAUUCCAACUGGGAAGAAUAUUUUAUAUACGGUAAUUGAACUCCAUUUUCCUGUUGCUGGACAGUAUUCAUUUUUAUAUAACCCAAAAAAUAUGAAAUAUGAUCCUUAACAAAGUCAAUUUUGUUUUUGUGUUCCAGUUCCACUUUAUCGAUAAUACACUGAAUUGAAACUUAUCCGAUAAAGAUAAGAUAUUCACUGUAACGAUCCAUU